GCCGUGCGCGCGCGGGAGCGGAGCUCGGGGCCGGCGGCUGCGGGAGGCGCUGAGAUUUUUUCCUGUCCUUGCCUAAAAAUGUCCAAGCAACAGCCUGCCCAAUUUACCAAUCCAGAAACUCCUGGCUAUGUUGGAUUUGCAAACCUUCCCAAUCAGGUUCACCGAAAGUCUGUGAAAAAGGGGUUUGAAUUUACUCUGAUGGUGGUUGGUGAAUCUGGAUUAGGAAAAUCUACAUUAAUAAACAGCCUGUUCCUGACAGAUCUCUACCCAGAAAGGAUAAUCCCAGGAGCUGCUGACAAGAUUGAGCGCACGGUGCAGAUCGAGGCCUCCACGGUUGAGAUCGAGGAGAGGGGCGUGAAGCUGCGGCUGACGGUGGUGGAUACCCCGGGCUACGGGGAUGCCAUCAACUGCCGCGACUGCUUUAAGACCAUAAUCUCUUACAUUGAUGAGCAGUUUGAGCGAUACCUGCAUGAUGAGAGUGGAUUGAACAGGAGACAUAUCAUAGAUAAUCGAGUUCAUUGCUGUUUCUAUUUCAUUUCACCUUUUGGUCAUGGCCUUAAGCCUCUGGAUGUUGAGUUUAUGAAGGCCAUACACAACAAAGUAAACAUUGUACCAGUCAUUGCAAAAGCUGAUACACUUUCUCUGAAGGAGCGAGAGAGACUAAAGAAAAGGAUUCUGGAUGAAAUAGAAGAGCAUGGCAUCAAAAUUUAUCACCUGCCUGAUGCUGAAUCAGAUGAGGAUGAAGAUUUUAAAGAGCAGACCAGACUCCUGAAGGCCAGCAUUCCAUUUUGUGUGGUGGGGUCCAAUCAACUCAUUGAAGCAAAAGGUAAAAAAGUCAGAGGUCGGCUCUACCCAUGGGGUGUAGUUGAAGUGGAGAAUCCAGAGCAUAAUGACUUCCUGAAGCUGAGGACCAUGUUAAUCACCCACAUGCAGGACCUUCAGGAGGUGACCCAGGAUCUUCACUAUGAGAAUUUCCGCUCUGAGAGGCUCAAACGAGGCAGCAGGAAAAUAGAAGAUGAAGAAGUGAAUAAAGACCAGAUUCUGCUUGAGAAGGAAGCAGAACUGCGUCGCAUGCAGGAGAUGAUUGCAAGAAUGCAGGCCCAGAUGCAGAUGCAGAUGCAAAGUGGAGAAGGUGACAGCAGUGCAGUUCAUGGGCAUCAUGUGUAAAGUCUUGGAUGAUUUUACCCCCUGCCUCACAGGAGACCUCCUGGAGCUGGAUUGCAGUGGUGGAGGACAAAAGGAUGCCUCUUGCCUCCAUUUGAUCUGGAGCUUGCUGUGGAGUUUAAUGUGGGACUGUUUUGUGGUAACAUCUUGUGAGAUGUAGUUCAUAACAUGUAGUUAGUUGGUAUUUUUAUAUAUUAUACACAUUUGACUUCCAUUUUCUUUAGUCCUUCUUUUCUUGAGGUUAUUUUAAAUUUCCUAUUAGGGAUACAAAAUAGUCAUUGAAAGUUUUCUAGCCUGAUAUGCAGUAGAUAAUAACAUUUUUUUUAAUACACCUUAUUAGCUCCCUGCUUUUAACUUUGUAUUCCAUUUAGAAAUAAACAGCUGCCAGUGAUACCUUGUUCAGUGCCAGGUAACAGUCACCUCACUAAGGCUGCACCCCUGCAAGGUUAAUUUUAUAAAUAUUGCAGUGUUUACAUGUGUGUGUGAGACCAGCAGCCCUUUCUCUGUCUCUGCUCACAGCAGAGGAUUUCCUUGGCCUCUGCAGAAUAUCAAAUGAAAAUUCAAGCAUGCCUUGUGUCUUAGCAAAAGAAAGAAGAGGAGAUGCCUCAGUGUGUGAGAGGCACACUGUAUGUUACAUGACAGGCAUUAUUUCUUUUAGAUUUAACCUUGAGGGUUAUUGUUUUCCUAAAAUCUCUUAUUCUAUUGCAGCUAAUUUUGAAUAAUUUCUUGUAGGCCAUCACAAAUCACUGCUUCUACUUUCUGGCUUUAUUGUAGCCAAAUCAACUUCAGUAAGGCUGAUUUUAUUGUUGAAGGAGGUAAACUCCAAAGAGUAGUUUUCUAUGCAUGGAUGUUUCCUAUAUCCAAAGGAUGAGAAAUUCUAUAAUUCCUAGUAAGUAUUUUCAUACUAUUUUUAGGGCAUUGUAAACUGUUACAUGUAGUAAAAGUAUAUAUUAGCACACUUGUGUUUUUAAAAGUGACCUGUUCCUGACAGGAUCAAUGCAAACUGUAUUUUAAGUUCCAGUAUUA
Molecule: messenger RNA, 2190 nt
Organism: Agelaius phoeniceus (red-winged blackbird)
Lineage: Eukaryota; Metazoa; Chordata; Aves; Passeriformes; Icteridae
Gene: SEPTIN2
Product: septin 2
Biological process (GO): cell division
Molecular function (GO): GTP binding
Source: RefSeq, a predicted model, not a curated record